AUGUUAGAAAGUUUCGAAUGUAACAGUGGUCCUAUGGGAUUGCAUCCUAUCAGCAGUGAGAAGGAUCAUUGUGAGGGUCCCUGCCCAUUAUCACCGAGCAGGAAAACCCGUAAUGAAAAUCAACAUCCCCUAGACGGUAGAAGUAAAAACAAACCAUCGAACGAACAUAUGAAUAACGGUAUGCCACCGGCAGACUUCAUCGAGUCAGCGGUGAGCGGACCGCUCGAAAAGGUAAACAACACGAAGUCAGCGUCGAGCGAGAGCAUGACUCAUGCGUCGAUUGUACCUGCGCCUACAAUACUUUCGGACGGGCCGUGCUACAAUGACCGCAGGCCGCAGGAGAAAAAAUCUUACUCUAAAGUUUUGGAACAAGACGAGAUGUGGGUGGAAAAGGCA
Molecule: messenger RNA, 396 nt
Organism: Brenthis ino (lesser marbled fritillary)
Lineage: Eukaryota; Metazoa; Arthropoda; Insecta; Lepidoptera; Nymphalidae
Source: the annotation of a GenBank genome assembly